CCGUCAUUUCCACUCAAUAUUUGCUACUCAUCCUAACCGUCGAGCUGCGUCACAGAUUUAUCCAUGUCUAUCAGCAUACAGGACACGAUAAAGGCAAUCCGGGACAUGAUCCCCAUCAUAGAUCCUGAGGAGGACUACCUCACCAUUGCAGCCGCCGAAGAGCAGAUGUCCAUUACGGAGGAAGGGCGCAGAAAGGAGAUUGAAGAGGCACAGUCUCGCGUACGCUCGCUUGCUCGGGUCCUCGACGCAGCGCGUGUGUCAUCUACAAGACCGUCCACUCUCCCCUCUGCAGAGCAGCAUGGCGCCAUGAUGAAUGAACUAGACGAGACGCGACUAUCGUUGAUAAAGGCUAUCAAUGACGCGGAAGGAGCUCUCGCGGGCAAGGAGGCUGAACUAGCACGCGUCGGAGACGAGUUGCGCAACCUGAAGGAGUCAGAUCCGUCUGCAGAGCAUAUGUUGGAUGCAACUGCUCUCCGUCUAGCCAUGUACAAGGGCCUUGGCUUCGAGCCUAUCAUGGGACAAGAUGGGCGCAUCGCGAAGAUGCUCAUUCGUUCAAUAACAGGCGACGUACACUGCGUCAAUUUCGACAGUACGAAGUCUAACAAGGAGUAUGCCGACCUACUUUGGAAACUCGCUUCAUCAUAGCAGUUGUCGGAUUGAUUGUGGUAUUUUGCCCCUA
Molecule: messenger RNA, 679 nt
Organism: Fomitopsis serialis
Lineage: Eukaryota; Fungi; Basidiomycota; Agaricomycetes; Polyporales; Fomitopsidaceae
Exons: 5
Coding region: 64-645 (193 amino acids)
Source: RefSeq, a predicted model, not a curated record